Molecule: messenger RNA, 1717 nt
Organism: Alnus glutinosa
Lineage: Eukaryota; Viridiplantae; Streptophyta; Magnoliopsida; Fagales; Betulaceae
Product: hydroxyisourate hydrolase
Exons: 13
Coding region: 103-1632 (509 amino acids)
Biological process (GO): carbohydrate metabolic process
Molecular function (GO): beta-glucosidase activity
Source: RefSeq, a predicted model, not a curated record
CAAAGAGUUUUGCUUUGCGUGUGUGUGUGUGUGUGUGAGAGAGAAAAACUAGAAAGAACUGCUCUGCGUGAGUGGUGAGAGAAAAGUGCAAUAAGCUGGAACAUGUCGAGGCUCUGUUUCUUGCUAGUUUGUCUACUGAGUUUAGCAGUGGGAGUCUCUAGCUCCCAUAAAUUUAGCAGGGAUGACUUCCCACCAGGCUUUGUUUUCGGUUCAGGCACCUCAGCUUAUCAGGUGGAGGGAGCAGCAAACGAAGAUGGGAGGACUCCUAGCGUUUGGGAUACCUUUGCUCAGGCCGGGAACGCACACGGAGCAACCGGAGAAGUAGCGUGUGAUGAAUAUCAUAAAUAUAAGGAAGAUGUGCAACUAAUGGCGGACACAGGCCUUGGUGCCUAUAGAUUUUCCAUCUCAUGGUCAAGACUUAUCCCAAAUGGAAGAGGACCUAUCAAUCCAAAGGGUUUACAAUAUUACAACAAUCUCAUCAAUGAACUAGUCAGCCAAGGAAUCCAACCACAUGUUACAUUACAGAAUUAUGACUUUCCUCAAGCACUUGAAGAUGAGUACGGAGGAUGGGUUAGCCGAAAGAUUGUGAAAGAUUUCACAGCAUAUGCGGACGUGUGCUUCAGAGAGUUUGGAGACAGGGUUUCAUAUUGGACUACUGUUAAUGAGCCCAAUGUGUCUGUUCUGGGAGGUUAUGACACGGGAUUUGCGCCACCGCAGCGAUGUUCUCCUCCAUUUGGUGCCAAUUACUGCUCUAGGGGCAAUUCUUCAACCGAGCCAUACAUAGCAAUACAUCAUAUCUUGUUGGCACAUGCUUCGGCUGCAAGAUUGUACAAGAGAAAGUAUCAGGAAAAACAACAUGGAUUCAUAGGGCUCAGCAUCUAUGGGUGGUGGUUUGUUCCUCUAACAGACACAAAAGAAGAUGCAAUCGCGACUCAGAGAGCCUUUGAGUUCUUCAUUGGAUGGAUUCUAGAUCCCUUGGUGUUUGGAGACUAUCCCAAAACGAUGAAGGAAAAUGUGGGCUCUAGACUUCCAGCUUUUACAAAUCAUGAAUCCAAACAGGUGAAGGGUUCAGUUGACUUCAUAGGGGUAGUACAUUACUUCAGUAUAUUUGCCAAAGACAACUCCAACAGUCUGAAGAUGGAAUAUAGAGACUUCAACAUGGAUGCAGCAGUACAGCUAAUCCCAAUGCAGGAUAAUUUAUCACUUGAGUUUCCUAUUGCACCCUGGGGUCUGCAAGGACUGCUGGAGUAUGUCAAGCAAGUUUAUGGCAACCCUCCUAUCUACAUUUAUGAAAAUGGUCAGAGGAUGCAACGGAAUUCAACAUUGGAUGACAUUCCAAGGGUGAAAUAUAUGCAUGGAUACCUUGGAGGUGUUCUAGAUGCAUUGAGGAAUGGAUCAAACACAAGAGGGUAUUUCACAUGGGCUUUCCUGGAUGUGUUCGAGUUAUUGGAUGGCUAUGACUCAAGCUAUGGCCUAUACUAUGUAGAUUUGGAUGACCCUGAUUUGAAAAGAUACCCCAAGCUCUCUGCAAAAUGGUACUCCCAGUUUUUGAAGGGAAGAAGCAUCAAUUCAGAUGGAAUUAUUGAAGUUGAGAAGAGUCAAUCAGCUCCCUCUCAUGCUCACUUUCAGUAGGUUCAUUUCCAUAUAACCAUGUAAUUUACUUAAAAGAUAUUGCAUGGCAGGGCUCAACUAAGCUCUAUAUAUCUACCUUUGUCUC